Molecule: messenger RNA, 642 nt
Organism: Cylindrotheca closterium
Lineage: Eukaryota; Bacillariophyta; Bacillariophyceae; Bacillariales; Bacillariaceae
Source: the annotation of a GenBank genome assembly
AUGAUUUUCGAUAAAGUCACUGAAAAUGAGAACAAGUUGAUUGUAAGCAAAGGAAUGGAAAGUAAAGCGUCCUUCUCCAGGACAGCCCACUCGGAAGGUGAAAUGUUUGGACUGAAGUUCUGGGAAAACUGGUAUGUGAUUGGUGAAAACGAUUCUGGUUCUUCAGACUUCAAGUUCAUAUAUUACCAUGGAAAAACUCGACAGAACACAUACGAAGGUGCUUUUGUAUACAGCCGGUCAAAGGAGCUUGAACCAGAAUCGAUGGCAAAAGUUUAUUCAAUCGCAAAGAAAGCAGGGAUGGAUCCAAAGUUUUGUAGAAUCCAAAAUGGAUGCUUCAAUGACGAUAUUUCUCUGGAACCGCGAGUAGCCCCCCCACCACCAGAAGCAAUACCGUUCCGUGGAAUCAUGGCGAGCACCAAAGUGUCUGAAUUGCUUGGAGUAGAGGCUGUUUCCGCAAGAGAUUACACUGGUAUUCCUGGAAGUGUUACAGAAGAUCUUCAACCGAAAGCAAAGUCAUCAAGUAGGCCCUGGUGGUACGAGGUUGGGGAUUAUCUUGAGAACCCUCGCAGGCACUUUGAUUAUAUGAAUAGUAUGAGACAAAACAUGGAUUGCCCCAAAGAAGUGCGAGAGUGGAAUCAGUGA